Stomoxys calcitrans (stable fly) is the source of this 4932-nucleotide messenger RNA. It is a transcript of the gene Uggt, whose product is annotated as UDP-glucose:glycoprotein glucosyltransferase. The transcript is spliced from 3 exons. Gene Ontology annotation, molecular function: UDP-glucose:glycoprotein glucosyltransferase activity. Gene Ontology annotation, cellular component: endoplasmic reticulum. Bases 124 to 4758 code for a protein of 1544 amino acids. The record is from RefSeq and is a predicted model, not a curated record. Lineage: Eukaryota; Metazoa; Arthropoda; Insecta; Diptera; Muscidae.
CCGGAAAGCCACAUCAGACAUUAGUUUAUUAGUAGAAUUUUCAUUAAAAAUAUGUAAAUCUUACUCGACAGAUUAAGAUAAUGUUUUGAAAGCCGAACAAAUAAAUUAUAAGCAGAUAUAAAGAUGGGUUGCGAAAAAAUCCUCAAACUUACAGUGGUCCUGUUUCUAGGGCUCAUUAGCGGCAAGCUACAGCAAGUGACAAGCAGUAAAAGCUAUCCUAUUACGACAUUGAUAAACGCCAAAUGGGAGCAAACGCCUGUUCAUUUGGAAAUUGCAGAGUACUUAGCAGAUGAAAAUCCCAAUUUGUAUUGGGAUUAUGUGAAGGAUGCGUCAGAACUUGAUACACCGUUGUCGAGUUAUGAUACGCAAUCACAAAGUUACAAUGCUGCCCUCAAACUAGUUCGCAAGGGUUUAACAGAUAUUCAAAUACCUCUCAUGAAACUCGUUGUUUCAAUGCAUAGUUUAACACCUCGUAUACAGACUCAUUUCCAAAUAGCUUCUGAAGUGGUGAACAAAAGUUCUUGUAUGGAUUCCACCACAUUUGCUCAAAUUGGUUCUGAAUUGGUUUGCUCAUUUGACGAAUUGAGACAAAAAUUGGCGUCAUCAAAGCAAGGUAAAGCAUUAGACGCUACUAUUGAGACAUAUGCCUUCGACCACAUAUUUCCCGGCUCAGAGAAUAAUACACGAACAGUGGUUUUAUAUGGAGACUUCGGAACGUCGUCAUUCGCCCAAUAUCAUUACCUGCUCUCUGCUAAAGCACUUUCUGGCACUGUACGUUAUGUUACACGUCAUUAUCUAUCUCCCAAAACUAGAGAUGAAAGGAAACGAGUUCGACUUUCUGGUUAUGGUGUGGAAUUACAUUUGAAAUCUACAGAAUAUAAAUCACAAGAUGAUGCCCCAAAACCUGCUGAGGGAAGUACAGAAGCUGAUUUGUCAGCUGGUGCUGAUAUGGAAAUCCAAGGAUUCGAUUUUAGUGUAUUAAAAGAACGAUUUCCCACAAUGGUCCAUUCAUUGGAUAAACUGCGUCAAAGCCUGCUACAGGGAAAUGAUGAAAUUGCACAGUUAAAAGCUUGGGAAUUCCAAGAUUUGGGACUACAGGCAGCACAGGCUAUAGCGGAAAUUGAUGGAGAAGAAGCUUUAAAGAUUCUUCAAUACACUGCCCACAAUUUUCCGAUGCAGGCCCGUGCCUUGUUAGGCCACAAAGUAAGUGACCAAUUAAGAAGCGAAGUAAAACAUAACACCGAGGUUUUUGGACGGAACCUUAACAUUGUACCCCCAGAUGGAGCCCUAUUCGUUAAUGGACUUUUCUUCGAUGCCGAUAGCAUGGAUUUGAAUUCUUUAAUUGAAACGUUGCGAACUGAGGUAAGAGUUUUAGAAAGCUUACACAAGAGCCAAGUCAGGGGCGGUUUGGCAUCUGCUCUCUUGGCACUGGAUUUUUCCGGCUCUGGCUCCAAAGAGUUUGCUAUUGAUAUUCGCGACUCGGCCAUAACAUGGAUCAAUGAUAUCGAACAGGAUGUUCAGUAUAGAAGAUGGCCUUCGAGUGUAAUGGAUUUGUUGCGGCCAACGUUUCCCGGAAUGCUGAGAAAUAUUCGAAAGAAUGUAUUCAAUUUGGUUCUAAUUGUAGAUCCUCUCCAACCAACUAGUCGCAGUCUUAUAAAACUUGCUGAAAGUUUUGUUCUGCAUUUGGCCCCAGUGCGUUUGGGACUAGUUUUUGAUGCUCGCCAAGCUUCUGAUGAUAACCAAAUAGACUAUUUAUCUAUAUCAUGCGCAUUCAAUUAUGUAAUGCAGAAGAAAGAUGCUCGAUCUGCUUUAAGCUUUCUAACGGAUAUAUUCGCCGAUGUUGAUGCCAAACAGGCUGUAACGCGCAAACAUAUUAAAUCCCAAUUAAAAAAGUCCUUCGAUAGACUGUCAAGCUCUGCAGUUGAUGAUAUUUUGGACGAAGAUUCCGACUUUGAUUAUGGCAGACAAUUGGCUUUGGAAUUUGUUGAACGACUGGGUUUCAGCGACUCGCCUCAGGCACUACUUAACGGCGUUCCAAUGCAAAGUAACAUACUUUUAUCCGAUAGUGAUUUUGAGGAAACCAUAUUUUCAGAAAUCAUUCAGCAGACCACAACAUUGCAGAAAGCUGUGUAUCGAGGAGAUCUUACAGAUUCUGAAGAAAUUUUGGAUUAUCUUAUGAACCAGCCACACGUUAUGCCGCGAUUAAAUCAACGCAUUUUGGGCAAUAACGAAAAUGCAAAAUUUCUGGAUUUGACCGGCUCACCUCAUAACGACCUCUCAAACGUCAAUGCUUUGGCACUACUCUCGAAUCGCGACAUGACAGCAACGCUGUUGAAGAACAUAAAGUAUUUUGAGGGCAAACACUCGUUCGAAACUAUUGGUGACCAGAAAUUACAUUUCCUUACUCUGUGGAUUUUUGCCGACUUGGAAAAGGAGAGCGGCAAGGAAUUGCUGAAGAAUGCCUUGCAAUACGUGCGUGCAGGUGCCAGCGUGAGAAUUGCUUUCAUACCCAAUGUUGAAGGGUCGGAUGUGGGUAGGAAGGAUAAUCUGAACCGUUUAGUAUGGGCUGCUCAGCAAACAUUAGGUCCCAAAGAAGCAACCGAACUCGUACAAAAAUGGCUCAAACAAACUUCAGAUAAAUGGGACAUUCCUGAAGCUGUAAGCGAAAUUAUAUCAUCGACAGAACUUCAUAUGAAAAUACUAAGAGUGUAUGCCCAAAGAGUGCUAAAUCUGAAGGCAGCCGAACGAUUGGUUAUAGGUAAUGGAAAAAUUAUUGGGCCCAUAUUAGAUACGGAACUUUUCGGUAUUGAAGAUUUCGGUCUAAUAGAUCGCUUUAACGCCAUACAAUAUGCAGAUAAAUUACGAAAGGCUCUAAAUCAAAACUCGCAUGAGCUAGAGCCCAAUUUCAACAGCGAUACCUUGUUAAAAUUGUACACUUCGUUGCUGUCUAGACAAACAAAAACGCGAUUCAAACUGCCUGAUGAUGUCAAAGAUGCUCAUUCAGUUGUAAAAUUGCCAUCGAAUCGAAAUGAUCUGCCCAGCUUUGACAUAAGUGCCAUAGUAGAUCCAGCAUCAAGAAGUGCCCAAAAGCUGGCUCCAAUACUAAUACUCCUGCGACAAACCAUAAAUUGUAAUAUGAAAAUUUUCCUAACUCCCGUCGGACAGCACAGUGAUAUGCCAGUUAAAAAUUUCUAUAGAUACGUUGUUGAACCGGAAGUCCAAUUUACACCUAGUGGUGAGUUGGCCGAAGGCCCUUUUGCCAAAUUCACUGGGGUGCCAGCAAAUUCGCUGUUAACUCAAAAUCUUCAAGUUCCUGAAAAUUGGUUGGUUGAAGUUGUGCGUUCCGUUUACGAUCUGGACAAUAUUAAAUUGAGCGACAUCAAUGGGCCGGUUCACAGCGAAUUUGAAUUAGAAUAUCUGCUGCUUGAAGGCCAUUGCUUUGACAGUACAACUGGAGCGCCGCCCAGGGGUUUGCAGGUCACUUUGGGUACCUUAGAGGAUCCAGUUCUAGUUGACACUAUCGUCAUGGCUAACUUGGGCUAUUUCCAACUCAAAGCCAAUCCCGGCGUGUGGACACUGCGACUGCGCGAAGGCAAAUCAGCAGAUAUAUACGAUAUAACUUAUGCCGAAGGCCCCAACACAGUUCAUAAAAACGGAAACACACAAGUGGUGAUAAGUUCCCUAAAAUCGCAUGUAAUCAAAAUGAGAGUCACUAAAAAGCCAGGAAUGGCAAAUGCCGAUCUAUUGGAAGAUGGAAGUGGUCAGCAACAGUCCGGUAUUUGGAAUUCUAUAGCAAGUUCUUUCGGAGGUGGCUCAACUACAGAUGAUGAAGAUAAGGAUACCAUUAAUAUUUUCUCUGUUGCAUCAGGUCAUCUCUAUGAACGCCUUCUGAGAAUAAUGAUGGUAUCUGCUAUGAAGCAUACCAAAUCACCAGUGAAAUUUUGGUUUUUAAAAAACUAUCUUUCACCACAAUUCACAGAUUUUUUGCCACACAUGGCAAAAGAGUACGGCUUUCAAUAUGAACUUGUGCAAUACAAAUGGCCUAGAUGGCUGCAUCAACAGACUGAAAAACAAAGAACCAUUUGGGGGUAUAAGAUACUUUUCCUGGAUGUUCUAUUUCCUUUAAGUGUACGCAAAAUUAUUUUUGUCGAUGCGGAUGCCAUCGUGAGAGCAGAUUUAAAAGACUUGUACGACAUGGAUUUAGGAGGAGCACCCUACGCGUAUACACCAUUCUGCGAUUCGCGCAAAGAAAUGGAAGGCUUUCGUUUCUGGAAACAGGGCUAUUGGAAAUCACAUCUAAUGGGAAGACGCUACCACAUUUCUGCUCUGUAUGUGGUGGACUUAAGACGUUUCCGUAGAAUAGCGGCAGGCGACCGUUUGCGUGGGCAGUAUCAAGCUCUAAGUCAAGAUCCAAAUAGUUUAAGCAAUCUUGAUCAGGAUUUGCCUAACAACAUGAUACAUCAAGUAGCCAUUAAAUCCUUACCCGAUGAAUGGCUAUGGUGUCAGACCUGGUGUAGCGACAGCGCUUUCAAAAACGCCAAAGUUAUUGAUCUUUGCAACAAUCCAAUGACAAAAGAGGCUAAAUUAACAGCGGCUCAACGUAUAGUGCCCGAAUGGAAAGACUAUGAUUCCGAGGUGAAAUCAUUAAUGGCUCGUAUCGAGGACCAUGAAAACUUUGAACAGCACGAUGACACGGGUGGAGGAAAUAUCAACGAAAAUCCAACCUCUAAAGAAUUUGUCAAACACAGCGAACUGUGAAUAAAACAGUAAUUUAAUAUUUAAUCGAUUAUAGUAAUGUAACAUCCAAAAUUUAGUUUAAUUAUUUGUUUUCUAAACUUACGCCCAAUUUUCUCAAUAAAAAAUGGAUGUUAUGAUACACAACCACCCAUGAAGGGGUUUUAAAUAACAUUCCUACAAUUGUAAUUAAAUAUA